UUUUUUUUUAAGGGCGCAUAAAUUAGCUCCAUAUAGUAGGUCGACGAUAUCGGUGGCCACUUUCCCACUCAGCAUCAAAUUGCACAGUGAGGUAAUGGCCUCAAGCAGGGACUCACCGGCUUCACCACAGCAUCCACUGGUAAGGUCCUUAAGGUGCUGUGGGGAUAGGCCAUCAAGGCCGCCCGCUGAUCCUGGAAGAAAGGAAGAAAGUGCAAAGCGGGCGGCAUCUUUGGACGUUUGAAGCGGUUGGUCCGCGAGGCCAGGUGCAGUGGGGAAAGUCGUGUCGGAGGCUGGGGACGGGUGUUUGGCUUGCAGGGCAGAGAGAGUCUCUGGAGAGUCCGGUGCCACCGUAUCGUUAGAAAAUAAUAAACGCGCAGCACCCUUGAUGUCGCCAUCACUUAUUUUAUUUUCUAUAUAUUUUAAUGGGUUACUAAUUGAUGUUGGGGAGUAGGAAACUGGGGAUUGGAAUAAGGUCGGAUUUAGGUUGGUACUGCAAUUGCGUUUAAUAAGUGUCGUGAGCGACAAAUCGCGGUCCGUGCCUUUUUCGAUAUGAAGGAUACGAAAGGGAAAGGUUAGUAAACGCUCCCAGGAGUGGUUUGAGUUGAGGCGUACAGUAUCUCGAAUGAGUUUAGUCAGGUGUUGGGCGACGGUAACUCUUGCACCCCUUGGGAUACGUUUUAGCACUGGGAAAAGUUGUUUCAGAUGGGCGAUUUGGAGCCAAAAUGGUUCGGAUAUGUGUAAAUUUUGUUGCGGACACGGAUGGGGAACAGGUAAAGAGGCUGGUACUGAGCUAUGUAUAUUAAGAGGUUUAUGGCAUUUACCAAUGUGGAUACGUAAGCCUCUCUCACCUUUGAAAAACCGGGGCUGCGCGCAGAGCCUGCACUGGACAUGGUUCUCUAGUGAUGCGUUGGCAGUAGAAGUUCCUGCGUCUUGGCUUUGCAUAUAACUUAUCACUAAUUUACUUAUAAACUAUUUAAAUUAACAGAAUUUGUAAAAAAAAAAACAGCACUAUAAAAAUAAAAUACAGUAGAAUUGGCGAUUGUCAGUUUUGGCAGCAGCAGCGGUGCGCAGACUGACACCGCGCAUCUUGACGGCUGCGCGCGCAGGACGACUCCAUAGAGUUAUGUCUUCUGGAGCUAUGUGGUAACUAGGCGACCCGGUACAACGCUUAUGGUCUCCAGGGCGACCCUAUGGCGUCGGGCUGUCAAGUAGAGCAGCGCUGAUCAGCUGAUUGUUUGCAAAUUAUGGGACCAAAACACACCGCACGACACCGACCACACACUCUGGGCAAGAGGCGGCCCCAACGAACGCCAGCCACGGGUCCUUAGUGCCUUUGAAUAGGUCACACUAUUUUUGACGUGACAACGUCUUAAAUUAGGUUGCGGCUGGGAGUCACUUAUGAAAAAGUGUAACGCUCGGUAACGUUACGAUGAGUCUCUCGUGUUAAGUUUAAGUUUACAUGUACAAUGUUUUAGUAAACAAAAUAUAUUUCUAUAGUUAAAAUUUGUGCAAUUCUUAUUUUCAUUCAAUUCCUUGUUCCUAUUGUGCAAUUUAAUUAUAUUCAUAUCAAUAAAUAUUCUACCGAGAAAAAGACGUUGUCACGUAAAAUCUUCGCCCGUAAAACCGACUUUACAGGCAACCAUUUUUUUAUUUAAUUAAAAUUUAUGCGCAUGUGUGUUGUCAAACAUCCACCUUUUUUUUUAUUUUAUUUUUUCAAUGUAAUAUGAUGUCGCAUUGCAAGAAAACAAAUUGCAUUGAUAACCAUUGAACUAAUAAUUUUAAACUGAAAGUACUGGUCACAACAAUCAUAAUGACAAUAAAAUUACUCUGUAAACAUACCAUAACUCCGCAAAAACAAAACACCUUACAGGCUAAAGUCGCAUCCGACGAACUGACACGAAAUGAUUUGAUAAAAACUACAAAAAAUACCUACUUAUUCCAUUGUUUUGGAAAGGAAGCGUUUGGGACGCAUUCUACUGGUUCGAAUUGUUGAAUAUGUUCGUGGCCCUCUGGCUCGAAAGCAUCAAGAUGGCUCAGGACGCGCUGUCAGCUAUGAAUGGCUCGCUCGAAGACGUAGUGGGCUCUUUCGGAAUGGUACCGUGCAUUGGCUACUUGCCGUUGGGUCUCACAAAAACCUAUAUGAUGAAACGUGAUCCAUUAGUUUUUGAGAAUAUGGUGAAGAAACUAAGAAAUAUGUUCCCUAAAGGAAUUGUAACUGAAGAAGAGCAUAAGAUCGUCAAACCUGCCUUGACACGACUUAAUUAUGUUAACAAAGGGUACUACUGGUACAACAACAUGUCCUUGGUAAUCUUCCUUUUUGACACAUAUAUAAAUGGAGUACACUGGGCCAUAGGUCACGACGUACCAGCAGUGCUGCCCUUUGGGUACUGGUUGCCUUUCGACCCGGCUCAGAGUGUACCCGCCUUUAUGAUAUUAUUGAAUUUACAGGUUUGGCAUGCUAUACUGGCCAUCUGGUUCUCGAUGUGCGGGGACCUGCUGAUGUUCACAUUCUUGACUCACAUCUCGCUGCAGUUCGAUCUGCUCGCUGUGAGGAUCAGGAGGCUGAUCUACGUGCCAGUUGAUAAACAGCUCCUUGCGGAAUACCCUUUGGAACAUCUCAAUGAUAGUAAAACCACUGAAGAUAUGCGGAAUGGAAGCUAUUUAAAGGAAGUGAAAGAUAUAAUUAAAAAUCAUUAUGAUUUAAUGAGACUAGCCGCAGAUGUAGAGGGCAUCUACAGUUUCCCGAUGCUCAUUCAUUUCUUCAACAGUUCCAUCAUAAUAUGUUUCUGUACAUUUUGUGGUGCACUCGUGGAAAAUUGGAACGAAAUGCGUUACAAAUGCUUCCUGUUUGUAGCGCUAUUCGAAUCAUUAUUGUUGUGUUGGUUCGGACACAGACUUAUCGAAUCUAUUGCCAGAGUUCCACGAGCCGCAGGCAGGGACGUUCGGUUUAGGCAGUGAGGAUAACUGAAGUGUAAAUUGCCGCUUCAGCUACCUUUGAAACUGGAAUCAAC
Messenger RNA from Chilo suppressalis (striped riceborer), 3011 nucleotides. The record is from the annotation of a GenBank genome assembly. Lineage: Eukaryota; Metazoa; Arthropoda; Insecta; Lepidoptera; Crambidae.